Messenger RNA from Acanthamoeba castellanii str. Neff, 381 nucleotides. RefSeq lists its product as uncharacterized. The record is from RefSeq and is a predicted model, not a curated record. The transcript is spliced from 2 exons. The coding region runs from base 1 to 381 and encodes 126 amino acids. NCBI's taxonomy places the organism in Eukaryota, Discosea, Longamoebia, Acanthamoebidae.
AUGUUUGUCAUUUCCGGACCAGCUGUCGCCCACGAGCGGCGGCUCGCAUUGGGGCGGGGUGAGGGCGGCCAGGAGCAAGUGGGGGAAUGGAGCCGGCCUAAGCUGCGGGGCCGGCCCAAGCUGCGCUGCGAUCCGCGCGUCGAAUACGUCAUCCCCGGCACCUCCAUCGACAAGGACCACUACGAGGGGAAGUUUCCGGACGAGGUGGGCUUCAACGACAUCGACCACGUGUGGUCGCUGGAGAAGUUCCGGGGCGCCGAGCCCCGGAUGGAGCGCGUGAGGACGCACCUGGUCGAUUACCACCCCUCGAAUUCCAGGUCGUGCUCCAGGACCGAAGAUGAAUCCGUAUUCGACGCAUUCAAUCGUGAAACAGAGCGAUGA